GAGGGAUCAGCUGCCCGGGGACGCAGAACAGCGGAGGGAGGGUUCCUGGAGCAGCCGCAGCCAUGGGGGAAGCAGAGAAGUUCUGCUAUGUUUACAGCUGCGAUCUGGACAUCAAUGUGCAGCUCAAGAUAGGAAGCUUGGAGGGGAAAAGAGAGCAGAAGAGCUACAAAGCUGUUUUGGAAAAUCCCAUGCUGAGGUUUUCAGGGUUGUACCAGGAAACCUGUUCGGACUUAUAUGUGACCUGCCAAGUCUUCGCAGAAGGGAAGCCUCUCGCUCUUCCCGUUCGGACGUCCUACAAAGCUUUCAGCACUAGGUGGAACUGGAAUGAAUGGUUGAAGCUGCCAGUCAAGUACCCAGACUUGCCUCGUAAUGCUCAAGUGGCCUUCACCAUAUGGGAUGUCUAUGGACCUGGCAAAGCGGUGCCCGUGGGGGGAACAACAGUUUCACUCUUCGGGAAAUAUGGGAUGUUUCGCCAAGGAAUGCAUGAUCUGAAAGUCUGGCCCAACGUGGAGGCAGAUGGAUCUGAACCCACCAAGACUCCAGGGAGAACUAGCAGUACCCUUUCUGAGGAUCAGAUGAGCCGACUGGCCAAGCUUACCAAGUCUCACCGGCAAGGGCACAUGGUUAAAGUUGACUGGCUGGACAGACUGACCUUUCGAGAAAUUGAGAUGAUCAAUGAGAGUGAGAAGCGCAGUUCUAAUUUUAUGUACUUGAUGAUUGAAUUCCGCUGUGCCAAGUGUGAUGACAAAGAAUAUGGAAUAGUAUAUUAUGAGAAGGACGGCGAUGAGUCAUCUCCCAUUUUAACGAGCUCUGAGAUCGUUAAGGUUCCAGAUCCCCAGAUGUCAAUGGAAAACUUAGUUGAAAGCAAACAUCACAAGCUUGCUAGAAGCUUAAGAAGUGGACCUUCAGAUCAUGAUCUCAAACCCAAUGCUGCUACCCGAGAUCAGCUUAAUAUCAUAGUGAGCUACCCACCAACCAAGCAACUAACAUACGAGGAACAAGAUCUUGUGUGGAAAUUCCGAUAUUAUCUUACUCACCAAGAGAAGGCCCUGACUAAAUUCCUGAAGUGUGUCAACUGGGGCCUCCCACAAGAGGCAAAGCAGGCCCUGGAGCUUUUGGGCAAAUGGAAGCCAAUGGAUGUGGAGGAUUCCCUCGAGCUCUUGUCCUCUCACUUUACCAACACCACGGUGCGGCGGUAUGCAGUUGCCAGAUUGCAACAGGCUGAUGAUGAGGAUCUGCUGAUGUACCUGCUGCAGCUGGUCCAAGCAUUGAAAUAUGAAAACUUUGAUGACAUCAAGAGUGGAUUAGAACCCACAAAGAAGGACAGUCAGGGCUCCAUGUCUGAGAGCAUGGCAGCAUCUGGAACAAACGCUGGAGAAAUAGACAGUUCUCAGAUCAUCACAAGUCCACUCCCCCAUGUGUCCUCCCCACCUCCUACAGCAAAAGCAAAAGAGUCCGCUGACAGCGAAAGUCUGGAGCAAGACCUCUGCACGUUCUUGAUAUCCCGAGCAUGCAAAAAUUCCACCCUGGCAAACUACUUAUAUUGGUAUGUGAUUGUGGAAUGUGAAGACCAAGAUACUCAGCAGAGAGAUCCCAGGACUCAUGAAAUGUACCUGAAUGUCAUGCGGAGAUUUAGUCAAGCUCUCCUAAAGGGUGAUUGCGCUUCUUUGCUGGCAGCCCAACAAACCUUUGUCGAUCGGGUGGUCCAUCUAAUGAACGUGCAGCGGAAAAGUGGAAAUCGAAAGAAAAAGGUAAAUAGUAUAAAACUGUUUUCCCUGCUCUCUUUCAAUGAAAAGGUGAAUUUAUCAGAUAUUGAGCACAUUCCACUCGCCUACUCUGAACCACAGUGAAAAUAUUAGAGGAAUAUCCCGGAGAAAGCUACAUUGUUCAAGAGUGCUCUAAUGCCAGCCCAGUUAUUCUUCAAGACCGAAGACGGGGGCAAGUAUCCUGUAAUAUUUAAACAUGGGGAUGAUUUACGUCAAGAUCAGCUAAUUCUCCAGAUCAUAUCACUCAUGGACAAGCUCUUAAGGAAGGAGAAUCUGGAUUUGAAGCUGACUCCUUAUAAAGUCUUGGCUACUAGUACAAAACAUGGUUUUAUGCAGUUCAUUCAGUCAGUUCCCGUGGCAGAAGUUCUGGCUACUGAAGAAAGUAUACAGAACUUCUUCCGAAAACAUGCACCCAGCGAAACUGGGCCCCAUGGAAUAAGCGCAGAGGUGAUGGAUACUUAUGUCAAAAGCUGUGCUGGGUACUGUGUAAUAACAUACAUCCUCGGUGUUGGAGACAGACAUUUGGACAACCUUUUGCUCACCAAGACAGGCAAACUUUUCCAUAUUGAUUUUGGCUACAUUUUGGGCCGUGAUCCAAAGCCUCUUCCCCCACCCAUGAAACUGAAUAAAGAGAUGGUGGAAGGCAUGGGAGGGACACAGAGUGAGCAAUACCAGGAGUUUCGCAAACAGUGCUAUACCGCUUUCCUUCAUCUCCGCAGGUAUUCCAACUUGAUUCUGAACUUGUUCUCCCUCAUGGUUGAUGCCAACAUUCCUGACAUUGCUCUAGAACCAGACAAGACUGUGAAAAAGGUUCAAGACAAGUUCCGCCUGGAUCUUUCUGAUGAAGAAGCUGUGCACUAUAUGCAAAGCCUGAUUGAUGAAAGUGUCCAUGCACUUUUCGCAGCUAUGGUGGAGCAGAUCCACAAGUUUGCCCAGUACUGGAGAAAAUGAACACUGUCAAAUUCUGAAGGCAAGAAUUCAUGUGUGUGGCUGUCUGUUAUGCUUUAUGGAAUGGCACCCAGUGGGUUGUACUGCCUCUUUUAAUAAUUUAGAGAGUUACCCUCAUCUGGGUUUUCAUUAAAGCUAGGUCAAGAGUAUGUUCCACUGUCCCAAUAUCUGAGCCACAACUUUUUGAAAACAGAGUAACAUCUACCAAAGUCCAAAGACAACAAGAAGACAAAUGUCUUACAGUUUUCUAAGUAUAUCUGUACACUUGAUGUUGCUGAAAAACUGGAGCUUUUUGCUACACACAGUGCCUAGAGGAGGAUAUUAUAGACUUUCUGUGUUCACCUGUAGCAGAAGGAAAGCUUGCUGAAGCUUCAUGGAUUUGUGAUUGAAAUUUUACAUGAGAUUUGCAUCUUGAAUGGAUUAAUGUACAGGACUCAGGCCAACAGCCUUUUUGGAAGAAGCAAUUGCAUGAUCCAUUCUUUUGGAGAAAGAUAUCUCUAGCAAAUGCUAGCCCAUCAAAAUUUCCCAUUCCCUUUAAAAUGCCUUGAAAUGAGAAAGAUUCAAUGGCCCAGUCCUUUGGUUAAAAAACAAAAUCAAACUGUGUAUAUUGACUUAAUUGUUCAAUUCUAAUAAAAUUAUUUUGAUGCAUCCUUCA
Sceloporus undulatus (fence lizard) is the source of this 3369-nucleotide messenger RNA. It is a transcript of the gene PIK3C3, whose product is annotated as phosphatidylinositol 3-kinase catalytic subunit type 3. Gene Ontology annotation, molecular function: 1-phosphatidylinositol-3-kinase activity. Gene Ontology annotation, biological process: phosphatidylinositol-3-phosphate biosynthetic process; autophagosome assembly; autophagy of peroxisome. Gene Ontology annotation, cellular component: phagophore assembly site; membrane; cytoplasm. Lineage: Eukaryota; Metazoa; Chordata; Lepidosauria; Squamata; Phrynosomatidae. The record is from RefSeq and is a predicted model, not a curated record.